AUGUCAGAUUCCGCUCCUAAGAGGAAACAGGGCCCUGGCGGCUCAGAUGGCUCGGCAUUGAAGAAGAGAAAGGAGGGCACGGGAGGAAGAUGGAAGACGCCAGCUCAAAAGGCAAAGCAGGCCUCGUGGGUCGAGAUGGGCAAGGCUCUCGAGGUGGGCGACGAAGGCAUCUGGGUCACGUAUGCGAGAGGCAUGAAGAACAAGGCCGUUCGGGAGUUUACGGCCAUGUGCCAUGAGUACGGCGAAAAGCUCUACGGGAUCACGCCCCCGGCCGACGAGUCAGAAGCUCACCACCCGGCCGACGGAGCCGAAGAGGAAGACAUCGAGGCGUCCAUCGAAAAGGAGCUCGAGCGGAUGAAGGCUCCGCCCAAGCCCCAGCCGCGCGGCGUCUUCUCGCCCGUGUCGGUGACGAUUGAGUGCGUCUUCUUCAUGAAGACGAUGAGGCCCGUGGACCCGUGUCAGCUGGUGCGUGAGAUGUGUCUCGAUGCGCAAAAGUGCGGGAGCCCGAUGGAGAGGAAGUGCAAGUACAUUAAUCGGUUGACGCCGGUGAUGGACACGGAGAAGGCGUCUGAGAAGGGGGUGAGGAGGGUGGCGAGGAAGGUUCUCAAGUCGUUUUUUGCGUUGAAUGAGGAGGAGGAGGAGGAGGUUGAUGAUGCAGAGGAUGGCAAAGACGGAAAGAAGGAAGAUGGAGAGGAGAAUCCAUACGCCAUACGACACACAAUCAGGAACCACACCGCCUUAGAGUCACAGGCCGUCAUCAAGAUGAUUGCGGGCAUGAUCAAGCCGGAGCACAAGGUCAACCUCAAGAGCCCAGACAAGGUCAUUCUCGUCGAGAUAUUCCAGCUGUUUUGCGGCAUCUCCGUAGUCGAUGGCCGGGAGUGGGAGGAGCUGAAGCGGUAUAACAUCAAUAUGCUGUAUGGCAUGGCGGGCGAGCAGAAG
Trichoderma reesei QM6a is the source of this 939-nucleotide messenger RNA. RefSeq lists its product as uncharacterized. The record is from RefSeq and is a predicted model, not a curated record. The annotation marks the transcript as partial. The transcript has 5 exons. Gene Ontology annotation, biological process: tRNA modification. NCBI's taxonomy places the organism in Eukaryota, Fungi, Ascomycota, Sordariomycetes, Hypocreales, Hypocreaceae. Gene Ontology annotation, molecular function: RNA binding.